Cylindrotheca closterium is the source of this 1377-nucleotide messenger RNA. Lineage: Eukaryota; Bacillariophyta; Bacillariophyceae; Bacillariales; Bacillariaceae. The record is from the annotation of a GenBank genome assembly.
AUGGGACAAACGUUAUCACUAGCCGCCAUUUACUGCUGUUGCUCAGCCAGCAAUUCGUUGUGUCAAUCUUGCUUUGGAACGACUGCGCCAGGAACUACCGGGCGCAAGCGCUCAGUGUUGCUGCUAACUGUUGCCAUCGCAACCGCCUUGUACUUUCAGUAUGCUGUUGGGCCUUCCAUUGUAUCUCAGUCUGGAUGGAUUUGGAAGUCUUAUCGCGCGAUGCCAGGAAGUGGAAAGUUCGUCUACCAAGCUUGGCACGAUGACUGUGCUGAUUUGUACGAAGAUCAACCGGAUUUGCUAGCACAAUGCGCUGGAAAUGCAGGUGUCUACCGCCCGAUGUUUCUGUCCUUCUUCUAUUUUGUUAUCAAUGCCAUUGUUACAAGCGUCAUUCCCCAUUUGAACAAAGAGGCUUGGCCCGCCAAAUAUGCCCUGUUCUUCUUCGGAUUACUCAUUAGCAUGUUUGUGCCAUCCUAUCCGCUCUUUUCUGGCUUUUUCUUAUGGACUGCCAGAUUAGGAGCUGGUGCCUUUGUGAUCCUGCAACAAAUUAUUUUGAUUGACGUGGCCUACAAUGUAAAUGACAGCUUUGUCGAGAAAGCCAACGAGGCUGACCAAUUGGCCUAUGGCAGUGGUUCUGGCUGGCUUCAGGCAAUCAUUGGAGUAUGUGUUUCCCUUUAUGUUGCAUCUAUUACUGGUAUCGGAGUCAUGUUUGCUGAAUACGAUGGCUGUGCCGGAAACACCUGGGUCAUCAGUCUAUCAUUGAUUGCCAUCAUUGGUAUGACUGCCUUGCAACUGUCGGGAACCGAUGGAUCCUUGCUCACUAGCAGUGUCAUGUCGAUGUAUGUUGUAUAUUUGUGCUUUUCUAUUGUAUCCAAGAAUCCAAAGCACGAGUGUAACCCUCGUUUGGGAGAGAAUGAUGUUUGGGGGAUCACCGUUGGACUGCUGUUGACUGUUGUGUCUCUAGCAUGGACCGGAUGGUCCUGGUCCGCUGAAACCCGCCUAUCAGUUGAAUCUGUGCAGACCGCCAAAGCUGUGGCUCCUCAAUCUGGUGAUUUGAAUUUGGAAGUCCCUUUCUUGGAUUCUGAGAAUCAACCAACCACUGGAUUGGUGACCGAACAAACAAGCUCUUCUGAUGAAAGCGCAGAUCUUGGCAAUGUUUGGAAGUUGAAUGUUGUCAUGGCAUUGAUUUCCUGUUAUGUGGCAAUGAUUCUGACCUCUUGGGGAACCGUGAACGGAUUGGACGAGAAUCACAAUGCUGCCAAUCCAACAGUUGGGCAUGUUAAUAUGACUAUUUUGGGAGUUUCCCAAUGGUUGGCGAUCAGUCUCUAUUGCUGGACCUUGGUGGCACCACGCCUCUUUCCCGAUCGCGACUUUUCCUAG